Molecule: messenger RNA, 12635 nt
Organism: Cuculus canorus (common cuckoo)
Lineage: Eukaryota; Metazoa; Chordata; Aves; Cuculiformes; Cuculidae
Gene: PDE5A
Product: phosphodiesterase 5A
Exons: 21
Coding region: 4866-7763 (965 amino acids)
Biological process (GO): signal transduction
Molecular function (GO): 3',5'-cyclic-GMP phosphodiesterase activity; protein binding
Source: RefSeq, a predicted model, not a curated record
UUUCCUCUCAUGGGUAAAUCAGAUCACAGUUUGACUAAAGCAUGGUUCUUCCUAAUAGGUCAGAAAGAGUGCAAACUAGGUCAAAGGAACACCUCAUCUUUCGAGAACGUCUUCCUCAUGGAUCAAUAGGAAAUGUUCAACAGUUUAAUUACUUUGGAGUCUGGACAGGAUCAAGGCUUCUAUUACUCUAAGUAAAUAAUGUCAGUGGGAGAGUAUAAUUUUAGAUCCAUAGAAUACUUUAAACCUUUGGCAUGAGCCAAAUUUAUAGCUCUUAUCCAUUUAUAGUGGGACUACAUUGUGAUUGAAAUUUUCUGGGCACCUUAGACAAUGUACAGCAGAUUCUGCAUGGAGUUCCCAGAGCAAUAACUAAACAGCAGUUUUACGCAUUAGGGUAAGACAGAAAGCAAUGACAUUUCAUAACUGCAUAUACGCUACACAUACAUAUAUUUCCAACUGCAUAUACACAUCCGUGAAUGUUAUAUCCCGGGUUAUGAAGGUUAUGUGGUAGUAACAAACAGUACUAGAAAGAUUAACCAGCUCUGUGCCACCCAAAUAUUCUUCAUGGGAUCUAUCAAAGCAGAAAUUCAUAUAUUCACUACUAAAAUUCCAAAAUAUCAGGACGUAAAACAGUAUCUGUUUAACAGAUAUUAACCCUAAACCUCAGUUACAUAAAAUGGAACAGAACCAAAUAAGAAAAACAUGGCUCGAGAUCCUAUGCAAGUUCCCAAAGACAAAGGAGAAGCAAGCAUUGUUCCAUUAUUUAAUAAGGAAACUGCAGAUCAUUUUGCCAAACAUCAAUGUCAGGAAAACUGAUGGGAAGGCUGGUACAGGAAGCAACCAGAGUACAAUUAAAGGAUGAUAGUACAAUUAACGCUAGCCAACAUAGAAAAUUAGUUUUGUCAGGAAAAAAACAACCUUCCUAUUUUCCUCUAUGAUUCUGAAUUAGUUUGAUAAAGGAAACUUCUAUGAGAUUUCUGUAGGUCUUUGGUUAACAACUUUACAGCAUUUUUGGCAAAACCCCCUGUGAUGUAUAAUGUCAGGGUAGUUCAUACUAAAUGGGCCCAAACUAUUCUGAAUGAUCUGAAGAAAAACGUAAAAUUAUUGCUGGGAAAAGCUGCAAAUUACAAAAAGUUAUGGAGUGAUAAAUAAACGGAAGGGCAGACCAUUAAUACAGACCAACUAACAUCAUUUAGUAAGGUCGGACUAUGUUUAAACACAGAGAAGGCAAAGUUGUUCAUUAAAAAAACAAAGAAAAUCAGUCUCAUGUCCAAGAUGGAAAAUGGUUUGUUGAAAAGCAGUGACUCUGGAAAGAAAUAAAUGGUAAUAAUAGACCCAAGCAGACCCACAUUCUCAGAGCAAAGUGUAGGCAAAAGUUAUUCUUCUUGUACAAGAUGGGAAAUAGCUGCUAGGAGCUGGUCCUAUUACACCUCUUUGUGGUUUCAGAGAGAUCACUGUUGGGAAAACAUCUUGAAAAAAAGCACCUCCAGAAAACCAAAAGCUGGUACUGACACAAACAAUACUAAUAAUUUGUGAUGACAGAGAGCCUUUAGAAACUCCAUUUGUUAGGUUAGUAUAUGAGAAGGCUAUGAGUCAGGGUUCUCCUUCUCAUGUGUGCUUAAGCAGCCCAUACAAUCCUAAACCAAAUUGGUCCAAAAGGAGAUUGUAGUUAGGUAGGUGUAAGGUCUCUUCUCCCAUACGACAAGUGAUAGGACGAGACGAAAUGGCCAUAAGUUGCGCCUGAGGUUAACAAUAAUUUCACGUGGUACUUUGAUUGACGCAAAUGCUCAAUCACAUUCGAAUCAAAGCAGGAGGAAGCUACUAUUUUACAUGGCUUCCUGCAGGACAUAUGCAAUGUUAUCCCAGUGGAGAAGGCAGGUUAUGCAACGAAUGAGGGGCUCUGCAUAACUGUGUUUAUUUGGGAAGCACUUCCAGUAAUUAUUUGGAAAGGACUGAGAGAAUAAACUGAUAAGACAUUCUCAGGAUUCAGUAUUUCCAUCACUAAAGUAACAAUUAGAUUUUAAAUGAAUUGGAAUCAAGUUCCUAUUUCACUCUUUAUUUAAUUUAAAUAAUGGAAGGGAAAUGGAAACUUGCUUUACCAAUAUUAGGAUUCUUCCACUGCACGCAUGUUUGCACGGGUAUGUAAAAGUGCUGGCUAAUAAAGAAGCAGAACAGUUUCCUCUACCUUAACAUAUUCUAGCCUCGCUGGCAAUAUAGCACAGCCCUAAACUUGUUUUAGGAGCCAAAAUGGACCAACUGUUUUCCAGAUUUAGGGGACAAUAGAAAGACAGCCAGUUCCCACUUCUUAGCAAAGCUACAUGCUGCUCCAAUUCAUCUAAUAAGUCAGACAAAUAAGGCAACUAUGGCGACAUUUGAAAUCUUAUUUUCUUGUCAUUUAAAGGGAAACAAUAUAGAAAUAAAUUACUUCCAAAUUAGUUUGAACAUCGAGUUCUUGGAGCAUAAAAUACCACAUAAAUACUUCUUGUCUGAUUACAUACUUCCAUAUUUGUUCUUAUUAACUAUAAUGAGUUAGCAGCAUUUCUAAUUUAUGUGCCUUGGGCAUACAAAAAUACCCCACCUUCUUUAUAUUUGCAAAAUAUAUGAACUAAAGUCUUCAGCUAAAAUGCUUUUCCAACAACUAGUCCUGCUGUAGAAUGGCCUAGCGCUGGAAAAGCAUCCUGGCUCCAAUGCUGAGCUGUCAAGCGUGCUGCUUUGCCACAAGCAGCUUCCAAACUUGAACUGGGUGUGUUUAUUUGUCUGUCAUUACUACAAAUCCUUUCCAGGUUUAUGGCUACUGCACAUCAAUUCUGUCGUCUGAAUUCUGGCAAUAAACUAAUAAGCUGGGCGUGAGCUAAGAUACACGGAGCAUUUUGAGAGCUCUUUGGAAGCCAAAAUUAUAGAAGACUUUUUCCACUUUUACCAUCCACUAUUUUGUUAUGCUUGGCCUUCAUCCCCUCCUGUCACCUUAAAAAUGAAAACAGCAUGUUCAUUAUUAUUCAUGGAAAUUCAUUGGAUACAGAGAAAGUAUCCUUUUCCCCCAAAAAAAUUUUCCAUUUUUAUUUCUUUUGGGAAAGACUAUGUUGUUCUUUGCUUGGGUGGCUUUGCUUUUGAACUGCUGCUUUGCCAUUGAAUUCACAGGAAGAGAAUAAUUUGCAUUGGAUUUACUGAUUGUUAUCUGUAGGGUAAAUAAUGUGGCUGUCAACUUGGAGCAAAGGACAAGAUACUAUUGCACUGCCCAAUUUCUCCCACUUUGGCAUGCACGUACAUACACUGGCCCAGCCUGGGCAGCCUUCCAAAGCGGAAGGCUUCACCCAAGGGUCCCAGAGCCCUGCAGAAUGAAGUGCAGGGAUGUUAUGUGCUUCUCAGCUUGCCUAGUAGUCAGUAUCACAUGUUUACAGUGCUCAGUACAGUCUCUGUUCUUGACUAGGGCUUACUGGAUGCUACUACAGUAUAAAUGCUUAUUUCUAUUAGUGCUACUCCUAAUUAUGUGAAACGAGAUGCUAUACAUUACAGCUGACAUAAUUUUAUUGACCAUUACCUUGUUAUUCUCUUACGAGACAGGGUGAAAAUCCUAUCUUUUUAAAUACCAGUAAUUGAAUUAUGUAUUUAUACUCAUCCUUUUGUAAACAAACUCCUUCUGCCUCUUUAUAGAAAAGAUGUUUCCAUGUGUUUGGUCAUUCUUGGUUUUCCUAUCUAGAUCUAGAAACAUCGGCUUCACUUAUUGCCAUGUCAUCUGUUUAUGCAGCAGGCUUGGUCAUUUUUAUUUCUCUGCUGAAAGAUUUCUCUUUGCCUGGAAUAGCGGCCUGACACCUCCAGCUAUUCUUAGCUGGCUUAUACUUUAUCGUCACAUUGCUCUUUGGUCACCACACACACUUGUCCUGGGAUUGCUUUUGCAACAGAGUAACGUUUGUCUAAAACGUUCCUUUCUGUGUGCCUUGUAGUACACACAAAGAAAAGACACAAAUGUCCACCUGAGUGUUAACAUGCAGAUGUGACACAAAGGAGAAAACUUCUCCCCCAAGCUCACGGACAGGUUCUUAAUCCCUUUGCUGUAGCAUUCCUGCUGCUGCCGCUUCUCAGGCUGCAGAAUCCCACCUCCGUAAGUCAAGUGCCUGUACAUGGAGUCUCUUUAAGUCAAGUCGCGACAGGCACUGCAAAAAACUGCAGAGGUGUGCAGGGAUGUCUGCUCCAGCUGAAGUGUGCCGCCUCUUAUACACUGAAAGGGGAGGCAAGAGUAGCACUGAACAUUUUAUAUGAUACUUCUUAAUAUUCAAUUUAAACCUCCCCGGCACAACUUGAGGCCACUUCCUCUCAUUCUAUCACUUGUUACUGACGUGCACUGCUAUUUGUUAUUCCUAUCUUUCCUUGAAAGGUACUGUGUGUGAUGACACAGGAAACCUUAUGUGUGCAUCAUACUUUGUGCAAGGGCUUUAGUGAUUGCAGAUUAUAAAUUAGUAUAAAUGUCUGCACUUGUCUAUCUUAGAACAGAACUACAAUGCGUGAAAGCGAUGCUCAGCAUUAAGGAAAAUGUCAACUCCAGCUGUCUAAUAUCAGAGACAGUAGGAGCUGUGAGUCUGGAGCAUCUUUAAAGUUAGACUGUGCUUACUAAAUGGAUAUGAGAUCCUCACUGUGGGCGUGAGGGAUUGAAAAGCCAGGGCUUUAGACCCCAGCCUGGAUACGAGUGCUAUCAGAAAUGAUAUAUUGACACCAAAGAGGGAAAUACUCUGAAGUGGUAUCCUAUUUACCACUUCUUCACAGCAGGCUGAAACGGGUGAUAACUGGGAAGUGGGAAUGAGGGAGGAAAAUCGCCUUUGGCAGAACAAUUCACUUUUUCAUCACUCCUCAGUUGUCGCCCAGCCUCGUGGGGAAUGCCUGAGCCAUUCGCUCCAGCUCUGGGGCAAACAGCUCCAGCUCCCGGGAAAAGGCUCCAGUUUGAAGGUCGUUUGCUCCAGUUUCGGGGCCAUUCGCUCCAGCUCCCAAGAAAAGGCAUCAGCUCCUGGGCCAUUUGCUCCAGCUCCUGGAAAAAGCCUCCAUCCCCCGAGCCACUCUCUCCAUCUCCCGGGAAAAGGCUCCGUCUCCCGGCCCUGCCCAGCCCCGCAGCCGCACCUGGGAGCGGGGCGGAGGCGGGGGGGGGAGCCGGGAGGGGAGGGAACGUCCCGAGGAGCGGCGGGCGGAGGCAGAGCGGCGGGAGCAUGGAGCGCAGCUGCCUCCCCCCGCUGGAGCAGGAAGCGCUGGAAGCGUGGCUGGACGAUCACGGCGACUUUACCCGCUCUUACUUUGUUAGGAAAGCUACGAGAGAAAUGGUUAAUGCAUGGUUUGCUGAGAGAGUUCACACCAUCCCUGUCUGCAAGGAGGGAAGCAAGUCCCAGAGUGCCGCUGCGUGUGCUUGUCACCAGCCUGCCUGUGCUGAGACCACCAACUCUGGGACGCCAGCGAGGAAAAUCUCUGCUUCGGAAUUUGACAGACCCUUAAGGCCUAUUUUUGUCAAGGACUCAGUAGGAGCAGUGAGCUUCCUCUCCGACUCUGAAAAGAAGGAACAGAUGCCUCUGCCAUCCCCAAGGAUUGAGACCAGCGCGGGGGAUCAGUGCUCAAGACUAUUAGAACUCGUGAAAGAUAUUUCUAGUCACUUGGAUGUCACAGCGCUUUGCCAUAAGAUUUUCCUACAUAUCCAUGAGCUUAUAGCAGCUGAUCGCUAUUCCCUGUUCUUGGUCUGUGAGGACAGCUCGAAUGAGAAGUUUCUUGUAAGCAGGCUCUUUGACGUGGCAGAAGGCUCCACGCUGGAAGAGGCAUCCAACAACUGCAUUCGCCUGGAGUGGAACAAGGGCAUUGUGGGUCACGUAGCAGCUAUAGGCCAGCCUCUGAACAUCAAGAAUGCGUAUGAGGAUCCAAGAUUCAAUGCAGAAGUUGACCAGAUCACCGGGUAUAAGACUCAGAGUAUUCUCUGUAUGCCAAUAAAGAACCACAGGGAAGAGGUUGUUGGUGUGGCUCAAGCAAUCAAUAAGAAAUCUGGAAUUGGUGGAACUUUCACUGAACAAGAUGAAAAGGACUUUGCUGCGUAUUUGGCAUUUUGUGGAAUUGUUCUUCACAACGCUCAAUUGUAUGAGACAUCUCUGCUUGAGAACAGGCGUAAUCAGGUGCUUCUCGAUCUUGCCAGCCUGAUUUUUGAAGAGCAGCAGUCCUUGGAAGUAAUUCUGAAGAAGAUAGCUGCCACUAUAAUAUCCUUCAUGCAAGUGCAGAGGUGCACCAUCUUCAUCGUGGAUGAAGAUUGCACUGACUCAUUUUCUAGUGUGUUUCACAUGGAAGCUGAGGAAUUAGAAGAUGCAGCUGAAAAUCUGAAGAGGGACCACGAUACAAACAAAAUCAAUUAUAUGUACGCUCAGUAUGUCAAGAAUACGAUGGAGCCUCUCAACAUCCCAGAUGUUUGCAAAGACAGACGAUUUCCCUGGACAAAUGACAAUGCAGAGAAUGUAAAUCAACACAUAAAGAGUUUACUAUGUACACCAAUAAAAAAUGGGAAAAAGAAUAAAGUGAUAGGGGUUUGCCAGCUUGUGAAUAAGAUGGAAGAAAACUCAGGCAAAAUCAAGGCUUUUAACAGAAAUGAUGAACAGUUCCUGGAAGCUUUUGUCAUCUUUUGUGGCUUGGGGAUCCAGAAUACACAGAUGUACGAAGCUGUAGAAAGAGCCAUGGCCAAACAGAUGGUGACAUUAGAGGUUCUGUCCUAUCAUGCUUCUGCUGCUGAGGAGGAAACGAGGGAGCUGCAGGUAACAGCGGCUGCUGUAGUACCAUCCGCACAAUCGCUCAACCUAACCGACUUCUACUUCAGUGAUUUUGAGCUAUCGGAUUUUGAAACAACACUGUGCACAAUUCGAAUGUUCACAGACCUCAACCUGGUGCAAAAUUUCCAAAUGAAACAUGAGGUUCUCUGCAGAUGGAUUUUAAGUGUGAAGAAAAAUUACCGGAAAAAUGUUGCUUAUCACAAUUGGAGACAUGCCUUCAAUACAGCGCAGUGCAUGUUUGCUGCUUUAAAAUCUGGUAAAAUUCAGAGUAAACUGACCGACUUAGAAACACUGGCUUUGCUGAUAGCAACUCUCAGCCAUGACUUGGAUCACAGAGGAGUGAAUAACUCCUACAUACAAAGAAGCGAACAUCCACUGGCUCAACUGUAUUGCCACUCAAUCAUGGAGCAUCAUCAUUUUGAUCAAUGCCUUAUGAUCCUGAAUAGUCCAGGAAAUCAGAUUCUCAGUAGCCUUUCCAUUGAAGAAUACAAGGCCACGCUGAAAAUGAUAAAACAAGCCAUCCUUGCCACAGACCUAGCACUAUACAUAAAGAGAAGAGGAGAAUUUUUUGAACUUCUAAGGAAAAAGCAAUUUAAUUGGGAAGAUCCUACACAGAAGGAGCUAUUCUUAGCAAUGCUGAUGACUGCAUGUGAUUUAUCAGCCAUAACCAAACCGUGGCCAGUUCAGCAACGGAUCGCUGAGCUUGUAGCUACGGAGUUCUUUGAUCAAGGAGAUAAAGAGCGGAAGGAGCUCAACAUAGAACCAACAGAUCUAAUGAACAGAGAGAAGAAAAAUAAAAUUCCCAGCAUGCAGGUUGGAUUCAUAGAUGCUGUUUGUUUGCAGCUGUAUGAGGCCCUAACACAUGUGUCAGAGGCCUGCUACCCUUUACUGGAUGGCUGUAGAAAGAAUAGGCAGAAAUGGCAAUCCUUAGCUGAACAACAAGAGAAGAAUCUGAUUAAUGGAGAAAGCAAUCAAGCCAAACGGAACUGAGAUGCUGAUUUAACCACCGCCAUUUUAAAUUCACCUAGAAGACAUAGUAAUAGAGGAGUACUGCAUUUUGCUAAACACUGUAUGAAUUUGGCUUAUGUUUUGCCACUGCUGUAUUAUUUUUCCACAUUUCAAGAUAUAGCAUGACCAUGUAUAUGCCAAGGUUAUACAAUGAUAGUAUGUUUCCUUUAUUACAUCCGUCUGAGAUGGAAAACAGUCUGCAAGGGUAGUUUUUGCUACCCUAUUCCAGAAAAAGGUACGAGUGCAGUUACUUGACUGUCCCCGAAAGCCCAUUACUUUACAGAUGUAUAUAGUUGUUUAGAUAUCAUGUUGUGGCCAGUAUCUUAAAGACUACUGCAUUUCGCACCUUUUUUCCUCUUCCAAUCUCGCUCUGUUAGAAAAGUAAUGAGCAGUCUUCCCUCUUCUCUUCCCAGAGGUUCAGAGGAAAGACUGGGGCUAACUCUGGGGAGCCUAAUCGAGCAUAUAGUAUGCUAACUUCUUUCAGGAGACAGAACUGGGCUUCAAAGUGAAAAAGCCCCAGAAUCUCUGCACCCAGUAGUUUUUACUUUUUUGUAUUAGAGGAAUGUCUUUGCAAUUUGGAAAGAUUCUUAAAAGCCCUGUGAAUUACUAGGGAAAAGAGUCUUAGGAGAUUUGUGGUAGAAGUGUCAUAAUUAUCCGUGGAUAAUGGAAACUGCUUGAAACACUGAUGAAAUGUCGGAAGAUAACUGCCAGGCUUCCGUGGGAGAAUGGCUCCCAUAGAAAGCUGCAAGAAGCACACAGAGGAAUGGGAACAGAACAGGAUCAUUUUUUGAUUUUAACUCCAUUUGGAAGUUGAAUGAAGCAUCAUCGUAACCAACAAACUGAAUCAUGGGCAGGAAGAGUAGAAGAGAAUGACUGCAAGAGAUGAAAAUCUGAAUCCAAAGGAUGCAGGAACAGAACAAUUCUGGUGAUGAUCAAUGACUGAUUCUUUAGGCCAGUGGUAUUAUGAAAUAGCUAUGACCACUUUGAAGAAAGUUUUACGUAAACAUCAUCUAAAAAUAAUUUUUAGCAUUAGUUAAAGUUAACAAUGAUUAAUCACAAUGUCUUAGAGGAACAAGAAAAAAUAAUACUGAAAGUGAAAAUAGCUGAGAAUGCUCCAGGGAUUUGCCAUUUGUUUAUGAGGCAUUAAUGUUCAGAAAAGUCAGAGGUCAGUUAAUUGCACUAGUAAAAAAAAAGCAACAUUGAUAUUUUAUUUAAAUGAAGAUGACUAAUAAAAACUCUUUUGAAUUGGGAACCAAUUCAAGAAAAUACACUAGGAAAAAACCAAGAGAGUAAUUCAAAGAGGAUUAUUCUUUGGGUAGUCAGGAUUGGGAGAUUCAUGUCAACAAUUGAAAACUGGUUAGUAGUAGGUUUGACUUCGGCCUCACAGACACAGAAACUGCUAAUUUCUUUUAAUCUGUAGUAAUGAUUUUUCAGUUAAAAUCAGCAAUAGCAUUAGGCAAAAUUAAUACACUUGGGAUUGUACUUGGAGGUGUGGGAGUUUAUUUCUAUCACAGUAAGCCAGAAAAUUCUAGUUGGAAACUGCAGUAAGUUAUCAAUCCCUCCUUGUAAGAGCUGGUCACAAAGACAGUGAAAGCAACCUCUUUUCAUCAAUCUCUGCACUUUAGAUGAAUGAUACCAGAAGCUAACAGAAGAUGAACCAAAUUAUUCAAGAUGUUUGAUGAUACUGAGUUUCAGUCAAUUUUAUUUUACAUAUAGAACAGGGUAUUUUGAUAGUUGGCAGCAUUUCUGCCAACCCAAGUUAUUUGUCACUCAUUAAAUCCUAUCUCAAAACUCUCCAAUGACUAUCAAUAAUAUGUUAGUGCAGCUGAAUUUAAAAACAUUUUUCUACAGAAGUAUUUCUCAUGAUACUUUUUUUCCCAAAUUUUGGAAAAAAGUAUGGAAUACAACACUAAUUAAGAAUUCCAGGGCUGCCAUUAUACAGUGGUCUGGAUGUGUAUUUAUAUGUAUACACAAUACAGUAUGUGUAUGUAGUACAUCAUAGCUGUGCAGAAAAGCGACAGCAGCCUGCUGUUCCUUUCCCCAACGCAUCACCCAAAAAAACUUUUUAGGUACUUUUUGAUAAAUAGGAAAUGUUGCUUCAGGAUUUGCAUAGUCCUUGUAUAUUCUUUUCCUUGAAUGCUUGAGAGACUAAAAUAUAAUUAUUUCACUAACUGAUGAGAUACUUAGUUAAUAUAAAUAUGAAUAAAGUAUAUGUAUAUAAAGUUGAAUUCCUGCUAGUGUGGUUGAGGCUAGUAAUUCAUGGUGACAACACAGCAAAUCAGCUAUGGUGAUGUUACAGUGCAGUGCCGUAUCACUUACAUUAAGAUCACAGUAUUUCUUUGCUAUUUUGUGUGUUCAGCAAAGCUUUAUUAUGACAUACAUUUAUAACUACUGCAAAGGAGUGCUGGAUUCAUAACUUUGACUUGAAAAAAAAUGGACAGGCUGUUUUAUUAUUUCAAAGGUUCACAUACAACGAACACAGUUAUACCCUCUGUGCAUACAUUUAAUUAUAUAUCUGUACAUUCUUAUCCCAUAGAAUCUCUUCCACUACAAAGAUCAGCACAAAUAUAGAAAUACAGUUCCUAGUAAAUAAACCAUUUAAAUAUCAUAGUGCACCUGUAUCUGUAUGCAUUUCUACAAACCCAAGCCCUUUGAACUACUGGUUUAAGAGCCUUAAAAGCACAGAUUGCUGUACUUCAUGAAAUUUCAGAGUGAUCAAUUCUUUAUAUAGUGUUUUACUUUGCCUGAAGGCAGAGUCGGAGUGUGCUGGGUUUGUGUCAUAGCUUUGUGUGACCUGUUCACAGAAAUUGCUUAUUCCUUUCACAAUGGAGACAGGUGACAAUAUGAAAAAAGCCAGGCUGUUUUCUGCCUGAAAUUCAUUGCCUUCAAAAUUCAACAUUUUCACAGUCAGCUAAUGGAUUACAGCCAUGCAGCUGCGAUUAAUUUCAUCAUGAGUUGUGUAUCUUUUAGUCAGGUCUCAAAACAGGUUCUUCCCACCUUCUACUGUCUAGCUGAAGCAAUCAGUGUGGCUUACACAAGAAACAAGCUGAAAUGGAGUUCACCACACUGUCAGUUCAAUCUUAAGUCUGUUAAAGUCACUGUGAAAUAUGAUAUUUAAGUCUUCCAGUACAGAAUUUGUCCCACUAUUUUUUAAUACUUGUGUCAAGGAAGACUUCUAAGUUAGUAUCCUACCUGUUCUCAGACCACAGUGUAUUUUCUUUUGGAGUCACUCCACAGCACAAAUACACUUUUCCUUCUGUUUUUUUUGUUCCCCUUCUGAAAAAACUACUUAUACAUACGUAUAAACACAUACAAAAUCACUGAUUAACCCUACCUCUUGUAAUUAAAAAUAACAAUGAGGCUUUUAAGCUGUAGGCAGUACUUCUUUUUGAACAAGUUAGUCCCACAAACAAUAUUGCCUGUAUAAUGUCUAGAUGUUUUAUUAUCUCACACAAUAGAAAAAAGAGGGGAAAAUAAUGUAAUGUUGAUUUUUGGUGAUGGUACGUAUCAUUAGCUAGUAGAUGUUUGAAGUUAAGAGCAGAUUACUCUCGUAUCGUCACAGAAUACAAGUGGGCUAAUGAUAAAAGUGAGUAAUUCCAUUGAUGACCAGCUGAUCUCUCUUUAGAAGAGGGGACUGAAGUCUGGUUUUGUGCACCAACCUCUGACAACUGUGUACACCUGAAGAUAAAGUUUUGAUCUUCAGUCGAAUGCAUUUUAUCUGGCAGUGGCACAAACUGACAAAAUCAGAACACUAUCUAGUUCAUAUAUAACACUUCUCAGAAUUACGAGGUGACAUGCUCCCACUCAUUAUGCAGAAAGAUUAUUAAGAGUCAACUCUACGCCCUUAAAAUUAGUGGGUGUUGCCCAAGAGCUCUGGUCAGUGCCCCUUGGAGUUAUGCAUAUGAGAGCAGAGAGUUCCGAUGGAAAAAAAUGCCUUGCUCAUAAUAAAUUCAUACAUUUUUAAAGGCUUUAUAGAGACUUAGUAUUUCAGGCAAAUUAUAUGCAAGUUUUAGUUAUAAGUCUUGCCUCUGUGAUGCUGUAGUUUCUUCUUCGUGUCAAAUCACGUGCAGUUUACAUUCCACAAGGUUUCAGCUUUAUUUCACAGUUCCCUUGCUACACUUCUUCAGGGACUUGCACUAAUUUGAAAGAUAAGCUUGAACAUUGAAGCUCAAAUUAAAAAAUUAUUUUGGCCAGAGUAUGAUAUGUAACAAAGGCUGGAUUUUUUGGUUUGGACAGGAAUGAGAAACAUCACAGAAUCUGGUUUGGUUAUUAGUGAUACUUGCUGAAUGCAGCAAAUUGUGACAGCAAGAUAUUUUAUCUUUGUCAUAUAUCAAUGAAUGGAAAUUGCAUGGGAAAGUUUAUUUUCCACAUAAAGAAGAUUGUUUCCGUAGAGAAACUCAUAUCUAAAUACCACUGUUUGUAAAUGUAUAUUUAUGUGACGAUGCUAUAUAAUAGCUAGUUUCCACUAACUUUCACAGCAUGAGCUGGUUAUGCCAGAGCUUAAGGCAUGCUCACAUGCCCAUUUCAAGUCAAUUCCCAUUUACCUCAGUGGGAGUUGGCUUGAGCUGUAUAGGAAGUGAAAGAAUGGGUCAAAUCCACCUUUUUUUUUUACCUAUAAAGAGGGACCAAACUCUUACUCUUGGUAACACCUGCCUCACCUGCUCUUUGCUGUAUUCAGCCAUUCCUGCUGAUGCCCCAGGUACCUUACAGAUGUAACUGAAGUUAGAAUUUGAGCCCUCUAUGUAUUCACAUGGCAGACGCCUGCAUGUGUCUCUUAAAGAAUGUAGUGUGAAAUGCACUGUAAAUAGUUUUAAUCUACAUUUCUAUUAUAGGUUAAUAAAAACCUUAAUCACA